Messenger RNA from Anisakis simplex (herring worm), 96 nucleotides. Lineage: Eukaryota; Metazoa; Nematoda; Chromadorea; Rhabditida; Anisakidae. The record is from the annotation of a GenBank genome assembly.
AUGGAAGUAUUCGACGCCGUGAGACAACGUCUAGACUUGCGUCUUCGACUAAUCAUUGAUCUGGAGCAUGUAUGCAAUCUUUUGUUAGUUCAGUGA